Molecule: messenger RNA, 2235 nt
Organism: Astrephomene gubernaculifera
Lineage: Eukaryota; Viridiplantae; Chlorophyta; Chlorophyceae; Chlamydomonadales; Astrephomenaceae
Source: the annotation of a GenBank genome assembly
AUAUUUUUGGCGUAGCUAAAAAUCUAGUUUGAGGACCCGUAGGGGCGAGUGCAUGAGUUGUCGUACAUUGAGCCUUGGUGGUCGGAUGGCGUUUUGAGAGUUGCCUUCCUUGUUGUUUUAUCGUUGCGUGGCUUUCUUCCGGGGAACUUCGUUGGUUUUGUGUCCAAUCGCGGCUAGCCUCUUGUAGUCAACGCUAGUCAAUUGGGGAUAGCCCUCGCUGUCUAGAGCUUGGGCUUGCUGCCUUACCGAGGUCUAGUUUCUUUUCGAGAGAUUGAGCGCAGGCAGCCAUUUUAUCUGGAACUGCGGGCUCGGGAAGACACACGUCGCGCCAUCUUCAUGCGCAAGUCACAGCUCAGCCAGGCCUUCGCGGCUGGGGCGAUCGUUACGACCCAGGAGGGACACGGUGCGCUGGCGCCGGUCCCACAAGGUGAGCCUCCGGCUGGUGGGGCAACGGGACAGGGACCAGCGGGGUUGGGACAACCGGCAGCAGCAGUUCAGCCGAUACCAGCGGCAGCAGCAGCGAGGCAGGUUGCAACCGCAGCAGCAGCAGCAGCAACCACGGUGCCCGUACAAUACGCACAUGUGCUGGAUAUUGAGGAACAGGUGGAUACCGAGGGCUUCCCGGCCCUAGCUCAGACACUAGGCCCGUUGGCGCCCCCUGCCGUUAGGCAGGCGGCGCCCCAAGGGGCCUCUCACGUCUUGACAGAGCGCCCGGAAAGGGGAGUGAGGAGGGCGGUGGAAGGUCCGCUGGAGGCGGCGGUGCUGCCGCCAAGCAAGGUCCCCCGGCGCCUGACGGUCCAGGGCGCCGGCAUCUUGGACUCCUGGCUGGACACGUUGGCGACGGGGCCGGGCGCGGGCAUGACGGCAACGGGGGCUCAACGGUCGGCGCUGGGACCGUUCGAGAAGACCCUUACCUCCAGCAUUGACAUGGAGGACACCGCGGCCAUGGCGCCAUUCAUGAGCGAGUUGCUAGCGGUAGCGGGUGUGCAGCGGCUGUCUACCAACCAAGACAUCUUCAACAGUCAUGCCAAGAGCGUCAUCAGCGCUAGCGUGUCGCUGGGCGAGGCCGCGCUGCAGGAGGCGGCGAGGGCGCAGACUACGGACGAGCAAGCACGGAGCUUGAUGGUUGCCACCGCAGCUUACAAGCGGGCGCAGGAGGCGCAGCAGGUCCAGUCCGAGGUCAGCAAGCUCACGCGCUACACUACCUUUCCCAAGGCCAUGCGUUGGCUAAAGGAGGGAGACCCGGAUAAGCUCAACCUACUGCGCGGCCUCUCCUCUUUCAGCAAGGAGGACUUGACCGACAUCCUGCGCAGCGCGACGGGUCAAGGCACCUCCAGCAACCGAGCAGCGGCCAGGGAGGCGCCCCUCCCGCUUCCGAGCAGCGGGUCCGCAGGCAGCCACGGCGAUGCACAAUAGCGCUGUUUUGUCUGCGACGCGACGGGCCACAGGUUCCACAACUGGCCCACGCUGAUAGGCCUCCCGGAGGAUGAGCGUGACAGGAAGCUAGCGGCGGCGCGCAGGCGCAUGCCGCGGAGGAACUAGGAACUUCAUGCGCCCGCCAGGGACAUGGCGGGUGCCCCAGACGCCGCUGCCGCGGGGGGCGGUGGCGCGGGGUGGCUAGCGGGCGCAUCGGGCGGCAUGGGCGACACUCAUGCAGUGAACAGCAGCAGGCUGUUGGGACACGUGGUGGAGACGGAUGGCCGGUGGUCAGAGGCGCUGGUAGGGCCCCUGGAGGCUUUGUACGCAGCGGCGCUGGCCCUGAGACAGGGAGCCAUGGUGGCGGAACAUGGCCAGCCGGUGGCGACAUCCUCAAUGGCAGAUCCAGUCGGCAGGCCAUCGGUAGAACAUGGGAGCAGCAGCACCGUGGCGCCUGCAGCGCCGCAGGGAGGUGCAGUGGCAGGGGCGAGCAGCGUGGAAGGUAACUACACUACCACCACGCUUGGUGCAGCUAACGCCUGAGGCCAUAGAGGACUUGGAGUUCUGGUGGAGGGUCUUCGGUCGGAUUCGCCAGUGUGGGAUGGCGUCAAGCAGUGCGCUGUAGCGGACCUCGACUUGGUGAGGGGGGAGUUUGGGGCCCCAGUGGUGCAGUCUUCUUCACCGACGCCAGCGGCUGCGGCUCUGGCGCGGCCUGGGGCCCCGCGGAGCUGCAGGGGCCGUGGUCAGCGGCGGAGAAGCAGCUACACAUGGCUUGGCUGGAGCUGAAGGCGGUGCUCAGGGCGGUGCAGCCGUGGGCGC